UCUCGCGAGAGUUCGCGCAGAAGCAGUUUGUUUUCUUUUGACGUUUCUUCAGGCAGUGCGUUCGGAGUGUAACGGAGUGAGCAACACUGCAUACGGGAUACUUGUAUAUCAAGGGAACAGACUUUUUUAAACAUCCAAAAUGGGGAAGGAUUAUUAUUCCGUUCUUGGAAUUGAGAAAGGGGCAUCUGAUGAAGACAUCAAGAAAGCUUACCGAAAGCAAGCUCUGAAAUGGCACCCAGAUAAGAACAAAUCUCCCCACGCAGAGGAAAAAUUCAAAGAGAUUGCAGAAGCCUAUGAGGUGCUGAGUGAUUCUAAAAAGAGAGAGAUUUAUGAUCAAUUUGGAGAAGAAGGAUUAAAAGGAGGAGCUGGAGGACCUGAUGGACAAGGUGGCACAUUCCGGUAUUCCUUCCAUGGAGACCCACAUGCUACAUUUGCAGCAUUUUUUGGCGGUGCAAACCCUUUUGAAAUCUUCUUUGGGAGAAGGAUGCCUGGUGGCAGGGACAGUGAAGACAUGGAGGUGGAUGGAGAUCCGUUUGGUUCCUUUACUUCUUUUAAUAUGAAUGGAUUUCCAAGGGAAAGAAACACUGUUGGUAGCCAGCCCCGUCGUAAGCAAGAUCCUCCUGUUAUUCAUGAACUGAAGGUAUCAUUGGAAGAGAUUUAUCAUAGCUGCACAAAAAGAAUGAGAAUUUCCAGAAAAAGGCUCAAUCCAGAUGGAAGAAGUGUCAGAACAGAGGAUAAAAUCCUUACCAUUGAUAUCAAGAAAGGAUGGAAGGAGGGUACUAAAAUUACAUUCCCCAGAGAAGGUGAUGAAACACCCAACACUAUCCCAGCCGAUAUUGUGUUUGUGAUUAAAGAUAAUGCUCAUCCUCAUUUCAAGAGGGACGGGUCAAAUAUUAUCUAUCCUGUCAAGAUUAGUUUACGGGAGGCUUUAUGUGGCACUUCAAUCAAUGUACCAACAAUAGAAGGUCGAACCAUACCCAUGACAGUAAAUGAAGUUGUAAAGCCUGGAAUGAGAAGAAGAAUUAUAGGAUAUGGAUUACCAUUUCCCAAAACUCCUGAUCAGCGAGGUGACUUAAUUAUAGAAUUUGAAGUAGUCUUCCCAGAUAGUAUAGCUCCAGCAUCAAAAGAAGUACUCAGGAGGAAUCUUCCUGUUUCAUAAGGAAAUAACUUUUAUGAACUUUUCCAAGAUGAUGCCGAACAUUGGAAGAUUUAUGCUGUAAAAGUAUAGUCUAUAACUGUGGAACCUUUUAAGUGUGUGUGGAUGUGGGAGGGAGUUAUGCAGUGCUGCAUGAGAAUAAAAGGGGCAAAUACACAAGACUUGCAAUCAAGUAGAAUGCUGAAACCACUAGCUGUAUUUUAGAUCUUCCAUUUCAGAAAGUUUAUCUGGUAUUUUGCUUACAUGUAAAAUGUAAUCUG
This is a messenger RNA of Euleptes europaea (tarantolino), 1416 nucleotides long. RefSeq names its product DnaJ heat shock protein family (Hsp40) member B4 (gene DNAJB4). NCBI's taxonomy places the organism in Eukaryota, Metazoa, Chordata, Lepidosauria, Squamata, Sphaerodactylidae. Gene Ontology annotation, molecular function: protein-folding chaperone binding. The record is from RefSeq and is a predicted model, not a curated record. Gene Ontology annotation, cellular component: cytosol. Bases 140 to 1159 code for a protein of 339 amino acids. The transcript has 4 exons.